Diaporthe citri is the source of this 306-nucleotide messenger RNA. RefSeq lists its product as uncharacterized. The record is from RefSeq and is a predicted model, not a curated record. The transcript has 2 exons. Bases 1 to 306 code for a protein of 101 amino acids. NCBI's taxonomy places the organism in Eukaryota, Fungi, Ascomycota, Sordariomycetes, Diaporthales, Diaporthaceae.
AUGGUUCGCAUCACUGCUGCUGCUGUCCUGGCUUUCGCCGUCUCCGCCCUCGCCCUGGCCCCCAACAACGCCGGCGCUAAGAGCGUUGGCGCCGGCGACGGCUCCCAGUUCACCACCGGCGGCUGCGUCAACGACGCCGACUGCCAGUCCGCGUGCUGCGCCGAGAUCUCCGCCUCCGGGCUCGGAAUCUGCUCCGCCGAGGCCGCCUCCACCCAGAACGGCAAGCUCGGCUGCGGCUUUGUCGACCCCAACGCCGACGCCACGAUCUCUGCUGCCAAGGCUCAGGUCGAGAAGCAGGGCUUCUAA